CACGUUGCCACCGAGUUCUCCGCCACCCCCAUAGACGCCCAUCAGAGCAAUGUUAUCAGAGGACAGCAGUUUGACGGACAUAUCGUCCGAUGACGAUGACUAUGUCUCCAACAAAAAGGCGAAGAAAGCGAAGGUGAAGACUACAUGGAAGCCGAAGCAUGUCCUUAAAGCACCCAGGGUGACGCAAUAUUCCGCCCAGUCGCUGUAUGAUGAUAUUCUGAGCAGCAAGAUCGACCUAGACCCAGAGUACCAACGAGAUGUUGUCUGGCCAGAUACCAAGCAAUCUGGGCUCAUUGAUUCCCUUCUGAGGAACUUCUAUAUCCCACCUAUUAUAUUCGCAUUCUCUCAGACCGAAGAUGGGGAGGAAAGGAGAGUAUGUAUAGACGGAAAACAGAGGCUUACUUCGAUACAAAGUCGUACCAAUUUAAAAAUGUGGUAUAAACUACAGCCUGGAAAUGAAGGAGGUAGACUGUUACCCGAGCAGUAUCGAAAGCAAUUUUCGCGCAAGCAGAUCGCUUGUGUAGAGUAUUGUGAUAUCAAUGAAGAUAAUGAGAGGGAGAUAUUCCAGAGGGUCCAACUUGGGGUGGCACUCACACCUGCAGAACGCCUCCAAGCCAUUCCAGGACCAUGGACACAACUCAUUCGAGACGUGCUCAAUGUCAUGGAAGAGUAUAGGAUCAGCGACGAACUGGAAUGGGCGAAGACUCGGGGUAGAGACUUCCAAGCAGCCGCCUCUAGUGUUUAUCUUAUGGAGAAACCGGACGUAGGUUGGCCGACCGCCGGCUCGAUAGAGAGGUGGCUGCAGCGAGUGACUCCUCCUACGAAGGCAUUCAAAGAACGUGUCAUGGACGCCUUCGCUGUCUUCCGUCAACUAGUUCUAACCAAAAAGUAUUAUUCUGUGUUUCAUAAGCCAGCAAAGGUGUCUCCAAUUGAGUUUGUCAUGAGCGUUAUACUUGUUGACAAAUACUGCCGGGAACGUACGUUGGCUCAGUUGGUCGAGGGGAUCCGGUUGAUGCGCAAGGAUGUUCGUUCUAAACAUGCCGACAUCCGCGCAAACAGCAAAAUCACCAAAACGAUGAUGAGCUUCAUGAAGGACAAGUGGGCAGCUGGUUUCAAGAAGCUGGAUUCAUCAGAAAAGGACGCCUUGAAGGAAUGCAGAGCGAAUCCCGUCCGCCCACCUAUGGAAAAAGGGAAGCGCAAGAGGGGAAACUCGCCAGACUCUGAUGAGGACGACGGUUCCGAAGAUGAGCGGCCAUUGAAAUCCAAGGCUAAAACUGCUGCCAAGGUAGCAAACUCGAAGCCAGUGCCUCGAUCGUCUCCUGCUAUGCCUCGCGCAUCUGCUGCCUCGAUGCCCACCCCAAAAGGAUCACCACGUAUCAAUGUCAAAACAGAGACCACGACUGUACCCGAUUUCCAACCUGCUAGGAGGCCUGAUAGAUUUGCAGGGUUACGGCAGGCGAAGGCGAAGGCGAUGUCAGGCAGACAACCAUCAUCUGCGCUGACACCACCUCCAACUGCAGGACAAGGUUCUGGCACAACUUCCCAGCAGGAUCCUUCUCUUCAGGAGACAGUAUCAAAAAUCAUUAACAAUCCCAACCGUGGACCAUCAACUCAGCAAUCGCAGCAAAUGUGGCCACCUCAUCAGUUUGCACCUCCAGUGGGACAACCCAACACGGGUCAGGCAAUGGCUCAUCCGCCGAUGCAGAUCCCACCACAGCUCACUCAGCAAAUGCAUAACUUAAACAUGAAUGCGCAAGGCCAGAGUACAAUGCCGCCGCCUCCAAAUCCGAAUGUGAAUGGUACUGCUCCAUCCACUGGUAUGGCAACGACGGAUCCUCGGGUGAACCCGAAUCGCUCAAAUCCUACGACUCCACAACUGAACGGCACCAAUGGCGGUAUGCGUCCGUCGAGCACAGAUCCUCAGAGGCUACCUGACAGACCGCAGAGUGGACCUCCCAAUCUCCCGUACCAACGGAGUAUGAGUUUUUCUGAAGGAUCGGGUCCUACCAACGCUCCGCAGAGGCGAGACAGUCACGAUGGUCGUUUUGACCGUCCUUCUCAAGCUCUGCCGGACGGAUAUCGCGAAGGUGGCGGCAGGUAUAGUGAAGAUUACUCCCGUCGACCGCCGCCAGUACCUCGUGGCAGAGGACCAAGCAGUCCUGGAAUGCGAGGCCAGCCGUGGCAUCCUGGGGCAUCAACUCGCGAUCGUGAAGUAUUACCUCCCUAUGGUGGAGGUUUGAGCAGCCGUGAUCGGGACAGAGACCGUGGCAAUUACAACGGGACUUGGGUUCCUUCAAACGGACGUUGAAAAAUUGGACUAAGCCAGUCGAGACGCGUUACUCCCUUUUCUCGAUAGCCGUCUUUAUCUCUCGACACUCUGCAUUCGGCGAUAUUCUAGACCACCGUCUCGUCGACUUUUUUCAUACCUUUUCUUUCCGUUUUCAGCGUGUAAGUUAUUGUAUCAUUCAUACCUGUGACCUUGUCAGUGUUCCUUACCCCAAUUCCCUAAUGACGCGUCGCUGCCACCCUUGUAUCUUUUACCCACGAGCUGCGUUUUGCUGCUUCACCAAGAUUCUUGACAUUGUCUCUCUUUACUCCUUUACGUUUUUUACACGUCUACAACGG
This is a messenger RNA of Fomitiporia mediterranea MF3/22, 2625 nucleotides long. RefSeq lists its product as uncharacterized. The coding region runs from base 50 to 2308 and encodes 752 amino acids. The transcript has 7 exons. The record is from RefSeq and is a predicted model, not a curated record. NCBI's taxonomy places the organism in Eukaryota, Fungi, Basidiomycota, Agaricomycetes, Hymenochaetales, Hymenochaetaceae.